Messenger RNA from Cyprinodon variegatus (sheepshead minnow), 4430 nucleotides. It is a transcript of the gene abtb3b, whose product is annotated as ankyrin repeat and BTB/POZ domain-containing protein BTBD11-B-like. Lineage: Eukaryota; Metazoa; Chordata; Actinopteri; Cyprinodontiformes; Cyprinodontidae. Gene Ontology annotation, molecular function: protein heterodimerization activity. The record is from RefSeq and is a predicted model, not a curated record. The transcript has 17 exons. Bases 1 to 3033 code for a protein of 1010 amino acids.
AUGGCAAGGAGUAGCAAGUCAGCAGCAAGGACCCUGGAGGAUUUGACGCUAGAUUCUGGUUAUGGUGGAGCCGCAGACUCCUUCAGAUCAUCCAGUGCGUCUCUGUGUUGCUCAGAGGCACAUGGGGGGAAUUACUGGCAUCUAACCGACUCAAUGCACAGUCGACACAACAGUCUGGACACUGUUAACACGGUCCUGGUUGAGGACGCCGAGAUCCUGGAGUGCAGCGGCCAGUGCGCUAAACUACCCGAGCUUGAGGAUGUGCCGUGGAGCCUCGGGGAAGUGGCAAGCGCGCUGAACAAGGACGAGGAGAUGAGCCUGCCGACACCUCCCCAGGACGUCCUGCUCAGGCUUUCACUGCUGGUCAGCCGCGUCCUGGUCAGGGUAGCCAAGGAGGCGCAGCGCCUGAGUUUGCGCUACGCCAAAUGCACUAAAUACGAGAUCCAAAGUGCCAUAAAGAUCAUCCUGUCAUGGAGCGUCUCGAUGAGCUGCAUCGGCGCGGCCGUCAGUGCCUUGUCCAUGUACAGUAUGAGCACGGAUGAGGAUAAGUUCGGCCGCGGGAAGUCGGCGCGCUGCGGGCUCAUCUUCAACGUGGGAAAGUUCUUCAGGUGGAUGGUGGACAGCAGGGUGGCGGUCAGGAUCCACGAGCAUGCGGCCAUCUACCUGGCCGCGAGCAUGGAGGGCCUCUUCAGAGAGGUGUACGCGCGGGUGCUGCGCAGUGCGCUGCUGGAGCGCGACAACGGGAUCCCCAAGUUCACCGUGGAUAUCGUGGAUCAGGCCAUCAACGGCGACGCAGAGGUGUGGGGGUCUGUGCAGCCCUGGCAACACCUGAUCUGUGGGAAGAAUGCGAGCGGUGUCCUCAGCCUUCCUGAGGGUCUGACUCUUCAUAGGGAGCAGCAGAGAGCAGUGAAGUGCGGAGAGGGGAACUCCUUCAGUCAAUCUGAGCUCCGUACCAUCGAGCAAUGCUUACUGGCCACAAGGGUUGGCAGCAUUUCCGAACUCAGUGACCUGGUGUCCAGAGCCAUGCAUUUCCUUCAGCCACUGUACACGAAGAAUCACAGCAAUGGGACGCCACUCCACCACAAAAGCUGCAUGAUUCACUGGUCGCCUGAAGCGAUGUACACACUGUGCUACUUUAUGCACUGUCCUCACAUGGAGUGGGAAAACCCCAACGUUGAGCCCUCCAAGGUUACCUUACAAACAGAAAGGCCGUUUUUGGUGCUGCCACCACUGAUGGAGUGGGUGCGAGUGGCUGUUGUCCAUACUGAGCACAGGCGAAGCUUCUCUGUAGACAGCGAUGAUGUCCGGCAGGCUGCCAGGCUGCUGCUGCCUGGAGUCGACUGUGAGCCACGCCAGCUCCGAACGGAUGAUUGCUUCUGUGCCUCAAGGAAAUUAGAUGCUGCCUCUACUGAGGCAAAGUUCCUGCAGGACUUGGGCUUCCGUAUGCUCAGCUGUGGACGUACAGACCUGGUAAAGCAGGCCGUCAACCUGCUUGGGCCAGAUGGAAUCAACAGCAUGAAUGAGCAGGGGAUGACCCCGCUGAUGUAUGCAUGUGUCCGUGGAGAUGAGGCCAUGGUGCAAAUGCUGCUUGAUGCAGGAGCAGACAUUAAUAGUGAGGUGCCAAACACAUUGCACAAGCACCCCUCAGUCUUUCCCGAAACGCGGCAGGCGACAACUCUCACAUUCGCUGUGUUACACGGACAUGUGCCUGUGGUGCAGCUACUGCUGGAUGCCAAAGCUAAUGUGGAGGGUUCCCUGCAGGAUGGGAUGGAGAACUAUACAGAGACCCCGCUGCAGCUGGCAGCCGCUGCAGGUAACUUUGAGCUGGUGAGUUUGCUGCUGGAGCGGGGUGCCGAUCCCAUGGUGGGAACCAUGUACCGUAACGGGAUUUCCACUGCCCCACAAGGAGACAUGAACUCCUACAGCCUUGCUGCUGCUCAUGGACACAGAAACGUGUUUCGAAGGUUGUUAUCUCAUUCGGAUAAAGGAAAAGGUGAUGUUUUGUCAUUGGAAGAGAUUCUGGCUGAAGGUUCAGAACUAGAAAGUAGAAGUUCAUCUCAGGUUGAUCUAAUCAGAAGUGGGAAGGCCAAACUUAAAGCUCUCAAAGAAGCUAUGUACCACAGUGCCGAACAUGGACACGUUGACAUCACCAUAGAUAUUCGAAGCCUUGGGGUCCCGUGGACACUACAUACUUGGCUUGAGUCUCUGCGUACAUGUUUUCAGCAGCACCGCCGACCUUUGAUCCAAGGUCUUCUGAAAGAAUUCAGCUGCAUUGAGGAAGAGGAGUACACCGAGGAACUCAUCACACAUGGCCUUCCUCUGAUGUUUCAAAUCCUUAGGGCCAGCAAGAAUGAAGUGAUCAGCCAGCAGCUGUCUGCUAUCUUUACUCAGUGUUAUGGCCCUUAUCCCAUUCCCAAACUGUCAGAGAUAAAGAGAAAGCAGACAUCCCGACUGGAUCCUCACUUCCUGAAUAAUAAGGACAUGUCUGAUGUGACUUUUUUGGUUGACGGGAAGCCAUUUUAUGCUCACAAAGUCCUGCUCUUCACAGCUUCCAACAGAUUCAAAACUCUUCUAGCAAACAGACCCUGUGGCGAAAAUACAUGCAUUGAAAUCAGCAACGUCAAAUAUCAUAUAUUUCAGCUGGUGAUGCAGUAUCUUUACUUCGGAGGAACCGACGCUCUUCACAUCAGGAGCACAGAUGUUAUGGAGCUGUUGUCUGCAGCCAAGUUCUUUCAGCUGGAAGCUCUGCAGAGGCACUGUGAGAUCAUCUGCACCAAGAACAUUAACACUGAAACUUGUGUUGAGAUCUAUAACCACACAAAGUUUCUUGAUGCUCCAGACUUAGCAUCCUACAUAGAAGGCUUCUUCUUGAAAAACAUGGUCAUCCUGAUUGAACUGGAGCCUUUCAAACAGCUGCUGUAUGACACACCUCCUGAAAGCCCUGGCAGCGACAUCCUGCAGGCCUUGGAGAAAACUCUGGCCAUUCGCAUUCAGUCCAUUCACUUGUCUUCCUCCAAAGGAUCAAUAGUCUGAGCUCUUAUAUAGGGGAAAUGUUUGUUUAAAACAUUGUGUGCCCACAUUAUCUAGCUAGCAUAUGAAGUCCAUUCUAUAGCAAAAGCAAGUGCACUUCAUAGAAGGCACUAAAAUCGCAGUAACACACUGUCAUUCUACUGGCUGGAAAUGUUUAUUAAUGGAUAAAUGAUAAGUAAUACGUACAUGAUGAAAGGGAAGUAAACAGGAGGGAAUAAUAUUUGGUCAAGAAGCAUCGGAUAUCAAUACAGAAGCAACAUGAGGGCUGAGAAAGGCAUAAAUGUGAGCAAGCAUUAGUUUUUAAAUAGAUUUAAGGUAAAGCAAUUCUAACAUCAGAUACUGAUUGUUUGGAAUCUUGCUCUCAGAUUUAAAAUCUAUACUCUUUUAUUUUGAAAAAACAUUUCUCAAGACCUCAUGAGCAAUAGUUGAAAAAAAAAAGGAUCUGUGUGGUAGAACAUUUCCAGUUGAGAAUAAAAUCUGAGAACCACAGACCUUCAGAGUAUAAUCUUUGUUCGUCAUCAGUUGCUAACAUGCUUUAUGUUAUCUUAGCACAUGGUGACAAAUCUGUUUGCCUUGUUUAUAUGCAUCUACUAACACAACUGUCAUCUGGUAGUUGUAUUAAAUCUCAUCUUGCCAAUAGCAACUCAAACACAAUUAUGAGAGCUUCAGAAUAUGUGGUUAAAUAGAAUAUUCCUGGGUAUGACGAAGAACCACUGCCUCAUUUUGUGAUUGUUUGCUGGAAUACCUGUACAGAGCAGAUCAUUUGUAUAUUUAUGGAUCAGUUAUUUGCAAAUUACUGAGUAAAGCCAAACAAGUCUAGUAAAAGGCAACAAAAUAAAGAUGUGACUAAAGAAAUGGGACUUUUGAAAAAGGAAUUUUAUGUCCUUAACUGCUUUGUAAAUUUUGUGGAUAAAACAGAGAUAUUGAUGAUGUAAGUUAAUGUAUAUAUCCACACAUUUUUUUCAUGUGUCUUAAUGUUAGAUAUUGCUGUAAAAAGAAAUUUGUUCAUCUUAUAAACAUAAAUGUUUAAGUGUUGCAUGUUUGAACCUAAAGAACUGUUUUCACAUUUUGGAAUCGUCUGUCAUUACCGUGGGUCACUAUUAAUGUGUCACUGUAAAAUACGAUCUUUUGGUUGUUUCUUAGAGGCUGCAGGGAUGUUUAUUCAAACAUAAUGCUACAGGAAUUUUUAUUUUCUUUCCCAGAGAUUUGCUUUUAACUUGUGGUGCUGGCUCUUAUCUUUUAUUCUGUUUGAUGAGGAGUUUUUAGGGCAGCUCUGUUGUCAUUUUAUCCUCUGCAGCAAAAGGUCAGAUCUCUGCUGGUAGUAAGUUUAAUGUAGGAUCCAGCAGUGCUCAUGGCAGUAGGGUCCAAAUUGCCUGAAAUCUGUGACAAAAAUAAAGAUA